Molecule: messenger RNA, 1404 nt
Organism: Daktulosphaira vitifoliae (grape phylloxera)
Lineage: Eukaryota; Metazoa; Arthropoda; Insecta; Hemiptera; Phylloxeridae
Gene: mora
Product: cysteine and histidine-rich domain-containing protein morgana
Exons: 6
Coding region: 111-1142 (343 amino acids)
Source: RefSeq, a predicted model, not a curated record
AGUCACAUUUUUUCUAAAAUAUAAUUUCCAUCGUUAGCGAACUUCGAACAUUUAAUUUCAAUAAGUUUGUCAUUAGCUCAUAGAACUAACUUUAAAUUAAAUUGUAUAAAAUGCCAGAAAACAGUGAUUUAGUAUUGUGUUAUAAUCGUGGAUGUGCUGAUAAGUUUGACCCUACUAAUAACCCGGAAGGCUCAUGUACUUUUCAUCCUGGUGAACCCUUUUUCCAUGAUGCUUACAAAGGUUGGAGUUGUUGUAAGAAAAAAUGCACAGAUUUUACUGAGUUCCUCAAUAUUAAAGGUUGUACAAAAGGAUGUCACAAUGGUAAUAAGCCUAGGGAGCCUGAAAAAUAUGUUCCUGAAAAAAAUGCUAAAGAAGAAAUAUUUGAAUAUCAUGCUCCAAAACCUAUAUUGCUAACUAGACCGCCAGUUGGUUCCUCAAUGAUAUCUUUAAUACCAAUAAUAUCACCAAAUUUAUUGCAACAAAUGGCUUUAGUUAGUAUAGAUGAUAGUAAUGAAAAUGAUUCUGUUAAUUCAAAAGAUAUCAUUAUUGGUACUAUGUGCAAGAACAAUGGCUGUAAACAAGCAUAUGAAGGUGCUGGAAAGAGCAAUGAAUGUAAUCAUCACCCUGGUGUCCCUAUUUUUCAUGAAGGAAUGAAGUUUUGGUCAUGCUGUAAUAAAAAAACUUCAGAUUUUAAUGUAUUUUUGGAACAAGCUGGUUGUUCUCAAGGAGAACAUUGUUGGGUUAAAGAUACUAAAACUCAAGGACAGAUGACUUGUCGUCUUGAUUGGCAUCAAACUGGUCCAUGGGUAGUAGUUUCCAUAUUUGCCAAAAAAUAUAAUCCAAAUAAAUCAGUUGUGAAAUUAUCCCCAAUUGAAUUAUCCAUUGAACUAUUUUUCCCUUCAGAAAAUUCAGUCUUUUCAAAAUUUAUGGAACUAUAUGGAAUUGUAGAUGUUGACAGCAGUGUUGUAUCUAUGUUACCUACUAAAGUAGAAAUAAAAUUGAAAAAAGCUGAAGCAGUGUCAUGGGGCCGAUUGGAAUAUCCAAAAAUAAAUAUUUCAUCAAAUAGUACAUUAAACGAUUCAAAAAACAAAGGCCAUACUGAUAUAAGUUGUGUUGAAAGUGUCGAUCUUGAUGAUUUAUGAGUUUCUUAAAUAUUAAAAGUGUUACAAUCUUGAAGUACUUUUAUUUUGUAUUAAUUAAAUGAAUAUGAUUUAAUUGAAGUUUUGAUAUUUUAUUGAAAAAAUGAUUUUUAAGAAAAUUUCUCAUUAUUCAACCUGUUGUGUAAAAUAUAUUUUUAUUGAAUUUAGAAUGUAUUUCCUUUAUUAUAAUUAAGACUUGUGAGGUUUUUUUUUUUUUUUGUAAAAUAGCUUAAAAUAUUAAUAAAAUUGUGAUUAAAGAUGCAAU